This is a messenger RNA of Kwoniella botswanensis, 1062 nucleotides long. RefSeq lists its product as uncharacterized. The transcript has 4 exons. NCBI's taxonomy places the organism in Eukaryota, Fungi, Basidiomycota, Tremellomycetes, Tremellales, Cryptococcaceae. The record is from RefSeq and is a predicted model, not a curated record. The coding region runs from base 1 to 1062 and encodes 353 amino acids.
AUGUACAGACUCACACUCGCCCGCUCCCUCAGAGCACCCAUCACUCCCAUCCGAUCAUUCUCCUCCACGGCCCGAUCGCUCCAAAAAGGCCCACCUACCACUCAAGGACACUCGACCGACAAAGCUCACCAAACAGGUCAUUCCGAUGGUGAUGUCCAAUCGGCCUCGGUCAGGGCAGGUCAAAAUGCCAAAGACAAUGCGUCACCUACCGCUCAAGGCGAAGCUCAACCUUUCGAUGCUGCCAGACAAGGUUCCAGUGGAGGAACGGCGAAACCUUCAGAGGCGAAAGCAGAAGUGAAAGAUGAAGGUCAAGCUGGAUCAUUCAAGGAUCAAGUUGGAGGUCAAGAUGAGUCUGCACCCGGGGUAGAGUUUGGUAAAACCGAGAAAGCCCCGGGUGGAAGUUAUACGGAUAGUGUGAAAGAGACGGUGAAGAGUGGAUUUGAUGGAUUGAAGAAGUUGAGAACCGAAGGCAAAAACUUCCACACAUCCGCUCGUCAGCUCUACCCAGGAAAAGGUACUUCCCCCUCAGCCGAGACGGAGGGUUCGAGACAACCUAAAGAGCCCAACCUCGAAGGUGAACAAAACCAACACCUCAAACAUCAAGCUCCAGGUACAGCCGAUCAAGGUAAAGGUAAUGCUGCCGAGACACCCCAUUUACCAUCACGAAAGGGCGAUGUCACGACCGGUGGGUCGGGUGCACCCACUGCUCCACAAUCGGGAAAGAAGGCUUUCUCGACUUAUAGCAGGCAAAUGAUGGCUGCUCAACCUCCCAAGGGAUAUGCAAAGGCUUUGACUAGUGAGGGUGAACAGGCUGGUUAUAACGCACCUUCGGAAGGUUUCCCUCGACGACUUGACGAUACUUACACUUCCGAAGCUACCCCCUCGGCCGAGCCUGGCCAAACCCCUUCUUCGAAAGCCGAAUAUUCAAGUACAGCUGUCGAUCCUCCCAACGAAGCGCUACGAGCUGCUGCUAAGGAUGGAACAUUGGCAGAGAGGAAUGAACAGCCUCAUGCCGAAUUUGGUAAAUUGGGAAACAAAGAGGCAUGGAAACAUCGAAAGUAG